Leopardus geoffroyi (Geoffroy's cat) is the source of this 584-nucleotide messenger RNA. RefSeq names its product keratin-associated protein 21-1-like. The transcript has a single exon. The record is from RefSeq and is a predicted model, not a curated record. The coding region runs from base 39 to 272 and encodes 77 amino acids. Lineage: Eukaryota; Metazoa; Chordata; Mammalia; Carnivora; Felidae.
CCUCUCGCAACCCACGUGAAAUCUCUUCUCUUGACAAGAUGUGUUGCAACUACGGCAACUCCUGUGGCUAUGGCUGCGGAUAUGGCUAUGGCUGUGGCUAUGGGCCCUAUUAUGGCUGUAGUUAUGGACCUGGCUAUGGCUGUGGAUAUGGGUGUGGAUACGGCUCCUGCUGUGGCUAUGGCACCAGCUAUGGCUGUGGCUGUGGCUAUGGCUCUGGUUGCUGUGGCUACCGGCCAUUUUGGUAUAGAAGAUGUUAUUCUUCUUGCUGCUAGAACAUCACUGUCCAAGAAACAUUUGCUUCUGAAGUGGCACGGCUUAAGGGAGGGCUGAUUCAUUGAUUUAUACCCCAAGAUUACUAUAUCCAAUAAAUUGCAUGCUUUCGGGAAUUUGUGACCUCAAGUUAGCAUUUGUAUGAAGGCAUCCUGUGGCUGAAGGUUAUGUGGUAUCCUCUGACUAUUUUCCAAAUGUUAGUCUUUACUUCCCUAAUCUGGGUUCUUUGUUGAGACUUUGGCAACAUAUCUAAAAUCCCACAAUUAGGCAAAUCCCUUAUUCUCAAUAAAAACGUGUCAUUUUUUUCUAACAAA